This is a messenger RNA of Symbiodinium sp. CCMP2592, 2190 nucleotides long. NCBI's taxonomy places the organism in Eukaryota, Dinophyceae, Suessiales, Symbiodiniaceae. The record is from the annotation of a GenBank genome assembly.
AUGGAGGUCCUCAAGGAUUGCAAGACUGCCGAUGAUUUAAAGGAUUUCUUCCGGAAGCAGCGCAAGCCCAAUUUCCUCGUGUUUCGCAAAAGACGGAAAGACGGUGUGUAUGAGUUUUGGACCAUCAACGAGGAGGACGACACCAUUCCUGAUGCAGCCGUCCUUGACGCUCUGGUUCCCGUCAGCGUUCACCACAAGGUCAUAAACGUAAAAGAAGAGCUGGAGAAGGAGCCUUUCAGCAAUUUGAGCCUCCAGAAGGGAACCGAUGGAAGAUCAUCUCCAGAUGGACGGUUGGUCGACUUCUUCCAGGACCCGGAGUGUUACUUGAAGGGGGCCUCCUUUGAGGUUGAUGAUGCUGAUGGCGAUCCCGAGAAGUCUCAGUAUUCCGUUUUGAGGGAUGAGUGCAGCAACAUGACGAGAGUGCUCCGCCACAACAAGUCGAACAUCGAUGUUUACACCGAUGCAGUUGACUUGAGAAGCAGCUGCAUGGCUUGUAAUUCCACGGACGGCUGCCGCUGUUUCAAGGUCCUGUUCCUUUACACGAAGAAGCGUGCUUUUGACUGCAUCACAUCUGCUGAUCAGAAGACAUUUCACGAAUUGUGGUGUGCAUGGCGUAGCCACUUCGGAGACGGCGUGUAUACCAGCCAAUACGCCCCGGAACACUUCGGCAGCAAAUUGCGUGUGGCCUUGAACAUGUAUGGCGGUUGUGACACGGAUCCUUUCUCUGACGAGCCCCUCUGUUGCCUUCCUAAAUGGGAGGACAUCCGCACUCUACAGGCUGUAGAGGCUGUUGCCUUUUGCAUUCCGAUCCUGGUCCCACAAGAGCGGCUGCGUAAUUACAAGGACACAGAUCCCACAGGACAGUUCCUACCAGGCCGCAACCGCAAAGGUGUCAAGCAGCACGAAGGGCGAGAUAUAUGGAUUAUUGCUCCAGACAACGAAGGCAGUUAUAAUGUGACCGCAGAUAGAAGGGCACGUCUGGAGCUCUUGAAGAUGCGUCAAAACAAUCCAAAGGCUUCACUCGUUUCCAGGAUGCAAGCUUUCGCCGAUGCUGCUUUGAUGCUCUUGAUGCAGGGCGACUUGGCCGAGGCCAGGGAUUUCUUCAAGGAAGCGUUGCAGAUACAGAAAUCCAUCAGGCAGACCGACUUCGGGCCGAGCCUGGUUCAGGCCUAUGCCCGUUGUCUGCGGCAGCAAGACACCUCUGAAAGCAAGGCAGAGGCCAAGAAGCUCUUGGAAGAAUACGGUUUUAUGAUCCAAGACGAUUUCGGCUCAAAGGGUGAGGUCGAGUUGUGCGAGGAAGAGGCAGGCAAGCAGGAAGACUUUCAGCCAGGCAUGAAGCUCCGGAGCAUUCAGGACGACAGCGACAGCGACGUGAAUUGGUCUGGCUGUCCUGGCAGACGUCUGAGCUUCAACAUCGGAAAAGUCUUCAGCAUCAAGGAGAUCCGCGGCAGCUUUUUCCGGGCAACGGAGAGGAACUUGUGGGCGCCACUUAGCGCAUUCCAAGAUGAGGGUGUUGGGGCGUCUGCGAAAAGUGGCGGCAGUGAGGGAGGAACGGCCUCAUCUCAGGAUGCUGCGCCUGUCGGCGGCACUCAGCCGCAGGGCCCUGCCGGGCGAGCAUUCCGGAAGAAGGGCCAGCAGGAGACGUUCCCGGACGGCAAAGAUGCUGUGCCGGGAUUGUUCUCGGCACGGUUCAAUGACGAGAACAAGGAAACAGAGCACAAGUUCCGGCGUGUGUACGAGAUCCUGAAGGGGCACAACUUUCCUGUCCUGAUGGUCGCCGCAAAAGCUGGCGACGACUUCGGUAAGUUGACAACGAGAUAUUUGAGCCAGAUUGAAGAGAAUCAGGGUGUGCUCAUUUGUGUUUGUACGAAACACUAUGCUGAGAUUACCAGUUCACCCUUCAGCUCUUACCACGAAUUAAAGUAUGCACAAGAGUAUCAGUUAGAUGUUCUCCCGCUGAAAGUGGAAGACGUCUACCCUCCAGAACCUCCCAGUGGAAAAGAUCAUCUUUACGACAAGGACGGUGAUGCAAAGGCCACAAUCAAGAUGGUCUUCAAACCCAACGUUGUCUUCGAGGACUGCCGCGAUCUAGAUGAGAUGCAGAUUGCUCGGAAGAUCGCAGACAAGUUGCUCAAGAAGAAGACGCCUCGCGACAUGUCGCAGCCGAUGCAAGGCUCUGGUCGUGGAUGA